AUCUAACCCCUAAAUCAGAAACAUUGCUCAAAGUUUGGUUUAGACUUAUCGAGAUGGAGCUUGAAGGAGUCGAUCUGGGAAUGUGUAUUUCCAAGCGGAACAUGACUUUCUUCUCUGAGAACCAGCUUCAUGUUUUCGGUGUAUCAGCUCGAGAUUUGACUGGAGAUAUAAAGUAUUAUGUUUUGCGCAAUAUUUAACGCAAUACUUCGCUUGGGGAAACAGGGCUGAUCGUAUUGUGAGUGUUGCAAGAACUGGACAAAAAAUAAUGUCAGGAUAUGGGAUAAGUUCUGGAUAUCUGGAUAUGACUUGCGCCACUGGUUCCAGCAGUUACGAGAUCAUAUUUUUGACGUUUUACUCUGCGAGUAAUAAGAGCAGGAUUUCACAAACAGAUGACGUUUGAUAAGCGUGAUUCGUAAGUGAACGCAAAAGGAAAAUCAGAUGAAGGUGAUGAGGACAUUUUACCGUGUACAUGUGAGAACACAUAUUCCUGUGUUAACAACACCUGCUGGAGCUGAAUCUGCUUCUACAGUUUGGUCCACAAGCGGGUUGUGAGAGGCUGUUUUUCGACCAGUGAGCAGUGCCAUGUGCUUGACGUCCCUAGCUUGUAUUCUAAGUGCUGCUUCACACAUUUCAGUAAUGCUAACCUCAUUGUGCCUGAACCAGCAGUAGUGCUGGUGGGAGUGCCUCUGUUAGUGCUGCUGGUGAUGUCGAUGGCAGCCUGCGGUCUCAUACUGUGGCUGCGUACAAGGCGACAGCACCACCAACUGAUGGAGCAUGAAACCUCCGUGCUCAAAGUCCCUAACGGGUCUCUUUGUUUUGAUUUGUACAUCAGGCAGUGGCCUACCUAUCCGGUGCAGAUGACUAUGGCUCGACAGAUCUCUCUGGUUGAAUGUGUUGGUAAAGGCCGUUAUGGAGAGGAAUGGAGAGGCAUGUGGAUGGGAGAUAGUGUGGCUGUCAAGAUUUUCUUCUCUCAUGAUGAGCAGUCCUGGUUUAGAGAGACAGAGUUCUACAACACAGUCCAACUGAGACAUGACAUCUAAAAACUCCAGUACUCAGCUAUGACUGGUCACGCACUUCCAUGAGUUGGGCUCCCUUUAUGACUUCCUGCAGUACAUCACACUGGACCCAGAGGGCUGCCUGCGCAUGUGCCUGUCCAUAGCCAGUGGCUUGGUGC
This is a messenger RNA of Myxocyprinus asiaticus (Chinese sucker), 1174 nucleotides long. Its product is annotated as serine/threonine-protein kinase receptor R3-like. Bases 705 to 1040 code for a protein of 111 amino acids. Gene Ontology annotation, cellular component: plasma membrane; BMP receptor complex. Gene Ontology annotation, molecular function: ATP binding; transforming growth factor beta receptor activity, type I; SMAD binding. The record is from RefSeq and is a predicted model, not a curated record. NCBI's taxonomy places the organism in Eukaryota, Metazoa, Chordata, Actinopteri, Cypriniformes, Catostomidae. The transcript has 6 exons. Gene Ontology annotation, biological process: BMP signaling pathway; cellular response to growth factor stimulus; dorsal/ventral pattern formation.